GGCUGAGUGAAGAGAACGAGCUUUCUCUAGAAGUGGACGGCUAGCAGAGCGGCUUACAGCGCAUGCGCCUCGGGGACCGAACUCCUCUCUGCCGCGUCUCGAGCUGAAGCCAACGCUGCCUGUCGCGCCUCGCGGGCACUGGAGGGGAGGGGCCGUCCCGCGGGCGCCGGCAGGAGUUGGGGGGCGGCGCCGUCGCGGGGGCGCUUUGCGGAGGGGUCUGUCCUGCUGAGCAGCCGCUAUGUCUGGCGUGGGGGCAGGCUCCUGUGGGGGCUCGGGCCCCGGGGCCUGUGGCGGGGCAGCGGCGGCGGCCUCCUCCUCGUCCUCCUCUUCCCCUGGCGGAGGAGGGCUGUCGAUGUUCCGGUGGCUGGAGGUGCUGGAGAAGGAGUUUGACAAGGCCUUCGUGGACGUGGACCUGCUGCUGGGCGAGGUCGACCCCGACCAGGCGGACAUCACCUACGAGGGGAGGCAGAAGAUGACCAGCCUGAGCUCCUGCUUCGCCCAGCUUUGCCACAAGGCGCAGACCGUCUCCCAGAUCAACCACAAGUUGGAGGCACAGCUGGUGGAUCUGAAAUCGGAACUGACAGAAACACGGGCUGAAAAAGCAGUGUUGGAAAAAGAGGUGCAUGAUCAACUAUUGCAACUUCAUGCCAUUCAGCUUCAGCUCCAUGCCAAAACUGGUCAGAAUGUUGACUCGGGGGCAAUAAAGGCAAAGUUGUCUGUCCCUUCUGUGGAGGAUAUGGAAAGAGAAUUGGAAGCCAGCAAGAAAGAAAAAGUGAAAGAAGCUCAACUUGAAGCUGAGGUGAAGCUGCUUAGGAAGGAAAAUGAGGCACUUCGUCGACACAUAGCAGUGCUCCAGGCUGAAGUAUAUGGGGCAAGGCUUGCAGCCAAAUACUUAGAUAAAGAGCUAGCUGGAAGGGUCCAGCAAAUUCAGUUGCUUGGCAGAGAUAUGAAAGGGCCUGCUCAUGAUAAACUCUGGAACCAGCUAGAAGCUGAAAUCCAUCUGCACCGACACAAAACUGUGAUCAGAGCCUGUCGUGGCCGUAAUGACCUAAAACGACCAAUGCAAGCACCCCCAGGACAUGAUCCAGAUUCCUUAAAGAAGAGUCAAGGUGUCGGUCCAAUCAGAAAAGUUCUCUUGGUUAAAGAAGAUCAUGAAGGACUGGGCAUUUCGAUUACAGGUGGAAAGGAACAUGGAGUUCCCAUCCUAAUAUCUGAAAUUCACCCGGGUCAGCCUGCUGAUCGAUGUGGAGGUCUGCACGUUGGAGAUGCCAUUCUGGCAGUAAAUGGAGUUAAUUUGAGAGAUGCUAAACACAAAGAAGCUGUAACUAUUCUUUCUCAACAGAGAGGGGAAAUUGAAUUUGAAGUUGUGUAUGUUGCUCCCGAAGUAGACUCGGAUGAUGAAAAUGUAGAAUAUGAAGAUGAGAGUGGGCAUCGUUAUCGUUUGUAUCUUGAUGAACUGGAGGAAGGUGGAAAUUCUGCUUCCUGUAGAAAAGAUGGAAGUGGAGAUGGCAAAUCAGUACAAGUGUUUGAUAAGAAAGCAAGUAUUGAUGGUCAUGAAAAUGGAGACCUAGGGAAUUCAAUUGAACCUGAAGAGACUGUAUCUAAAAUUGCUCAGUCUGCUGAGAGCCUAGCCUAAAAACAAACAAAAAGUCAACCCCCAAAUCAUCAGUGUUUCAAGACGGGUUGUGUAGAUUGUUCUACGUUCUAAAUGCCGCCGUAAGUUUAAAAGGAGGACUAUUAAAAGGUAAAGAGAAGCUGUGUUACUAUUGCCUGAAAAAGAUUGUUCUGUUAGUUACCUCAGGGCUUCAUUGUGAGCAGAUUUAAAUGUGUAAAUCUCUUUUUUCCUAAGAAGUUGCAUGUCAAAUGCAUUUCCUUUGAAAUUAUAAGCACCAAAGCAUGUUGAUUCCAAAGGCUUUUUAAAAUUCAACGUGGGGUUUUGUUUGUGAUAAAAGGUAUGGAAUGAUGCAGAAAAAAGACAGUAUUCUGGUUUCUCAGACAAUUCGAAUAAGGAGAAAAUUGACAUUUCACUAGCUAUUUGCUAGUGAAAUAGCCUUCAACUGUCACAUAUAAGGAGAACAUGAAUUACCACUAGUAUGUUCCUAAUUGCUGUUAGGUAGUUUAAGUGCAUCUUGUAAAAAAGAUGAAUAAUAAAAAGUCAUUUCAGGUAUUUCCCUUUAUAAAAAAUAAGCUUUGCUUUCAAACAUACACAUGCAAAACUCAAGCUGUUAUGAUAAGAAGUUUAAUCUCUGAAUUGGAUCUCAGUGGUCCAUUUAUUCAUGAGAUCUUUUCAGCACUAUUGCAUUAUUUAAUGCAGUAUACCUAUUCUGUUAAUCUGUUUCUUGCCAAUCAAUGCUGGAUUUGAAAUAUUUCCCAAGGUUAUUAAACAAAAUACUGUUACUUAUUUUUAAAUGCAAAAUAAGUGUAAAUUUGGCCGGAUGGAAUUAUGUCUGCCCUUGAGUAUGGUAUGUUGGCCUCAACUGGUGUCAUUGGGUAGUUGCCAUUCUGUCAGAGUUAAGAUGGAUUCAGAUAGCUGUUCUCCUACUGCACAGUGUGUAUUAUAGUCAUCACACAGCAUCAUCUGUAUGAGCCUGGUUGUUUGAAGAGAAUCAGUACUUGGGACUCCAAGACUUGUGACAAUCUGCAAAGAUCUGGCUCAUUCAAAGCAUGUACAUCAUACACGGUGUCUCUUCCAACAACUUGGUUUCACAUAUAUCCUGUCCAUGUUAUGGUGACUGUGGAGGUGCUGUGCAUUGGGGCAGAAAUGUCUGUUCCCCCUGAAUGCAUAAUUUUACAUUUUUAGCAAGUUCUUUAUAAGCAUGAUUUUAUGAGGUGUGCUGAGUAUGGCAAUUUGUCCUUUUCUCUUAGCAUCCUCUGUGAGAGCAGCAGAUUCUUAUGAGUCUUUUAGCAUGGCAGAAUUUUAGUUUUUGGGUGCACACUGUGACAUUGGAUCUCAGGCUCAGUGCUCAUCUGAUUGCUUCAGCAUGUGUUCAGAGUAGCUUGUUCUAUCUGUUUUUUGAAGAUUUCUGGCAGUGUGGUGAGACUAGUUGAAGUGAUUGACCACUCACAGGAUAUUCAAUGCUUUGAACUCCUCCACAAUGGCUCUUAACACAUGAAGUGCCAGAUGUCAGUUGGCUCUGGACAUGUAGUUAGCCAAGUGCUACCACUCUUGAGAAAGUUGCGUAUAGUAGCUCUUGGCUCCUCAUGUGACAGGAGCCUAUAGGUCACAAACACUCAGUGCAGUUAGAGCUCUUAUGGUAGUGAUGAUGAUUUUAAACCAUAAAUUCAGUGCUUGCUGUGCCCUUAGUAAUGUACGCCAUGCUAUGUGAAGAGAGUCAUGUGUACUGAAAGGUGAGUGUAUCCUGUAUUUUGCUAAGAGAUACUCAGAACUAUGCAGGAUCAGGCACAAAAUCUGUUGCAGUAUAGCUGCCCUAGUAAUUUACAGAACUAUAUUUUUGUUUUAAAAACAAGUAUCCAAAAGUUGUAUAAUGGAUAUACAACUGAAGACCCAAGGCAUUUUUAGAAUACAUCGAUAUUAAGGAUGGCUGUCUUGGCUGGGUUCUUUUACUGUUUGUUUGUGUGUUGGUAUGUAUAGAUAUUUUAUAAAUUUAUACAAUAUAUAGAUUUAUAAAAUAUAUUCUUAGUAGAACGCACACUCUCCAUAUACAAACAGUUAACUAUGUAAUAACUUUUAUUAUGAUAGGAUAAAGCAUGAAAUGCCUGUUUUCCAUUCACUGUUCUGCAGGCCAUUAAACUGUAAUGUGUAAAGAUGUAUUUUGAGAGUGAAAAUAAUGUAAAAUGACAUCUUUGUAAGUGUUUUUCUAGAAUGUACAUAAAUUGAGAAAAAGUCAAAGGCCUUUAGAGUAAUGUCAGUUAACCUAAUGUUUAAUGUUUAAAACUUUGUGUUGUAAAACACAGCUAAACUUGUCUCUCCUAGGUGCACUAUAUAUAUGUUUAUAGAGAUCUUUAAAAUGUAAAUACUUUAUGCAAAGAUUUUGCUAUUUAUAAAUUCUUUAACUGUUGUUCAUAAAAUAAUUUUUGUGUCAUUCUACUCAUUUGCUCAGAGAACUGUUUUUAUUUGCAGUAAUUUUUAAUAGCUGCUCCUUUAAUAUUGUACAUUACAGUAAUCUUACCUAUACUGCUUCCCAGCAAAACUGAGUAUUUGAAGCAACCAAUGGAUUCAGAAAGAACUCAUUGCCCAUUACUCAUGACUGCAUCUUGGCCUGAUGCUGUUAAUCUGUGCAUGACAUUUUUGAUGUAUUUUUGCAAACAAAUAUUCACUGUUUAAUGUCUUUUCCAGGUAUCUUUUUUUAAAAAAUGCUGUAGGACAUGUAAAAUCAUUCUUGUAUGUUGUUUGCAUCAAGUCGUUUGUGAGAAAGGGUAGUCUCCCAGUGGGAUUUGCAUAGGAGCACAAUACUCUUUAUUUACACAGCUCCUGUUUGUGGGGGCAUGUGCUGAAGAAGUGUCUGAUGCUUCUUUGAAAAAUAAUAAUAAACCUUUUGGUUCUCUCUCUAUUUGACACUAAUUCUUAAGAUAUUGCAUUUUAAUCUGUUGAAAGAAGUUGUAUUCCAGGAAUUCUACAUAUGGAUUAUGUGUCACUCUUUGCUCUCAUCUCAAAAGCUUGUUCUCUUCCACUUGAUAAACUUUUGUUCCUUCAAAAACACAGAAGUCACUUCUUCUGCAUUGUCACCAUGGCAUUUGAAGAACUGCACCAGUUAGCAAAAUUGAGCCCCUGUUGAAAACUGUCGGUACCACUCAGUUCUCCAUGUAACAGUGUUGCUGUAAUCAAAUCAUUGGCUUAUAAUCGGCAUUGACAAAUAGCAGCAGAGAGGCCCUUUCCUCCAGCAUACCCUCUACUAUUGCUUUCACUGGAAAGCCCUGAGCUAAGCUUUUGCUAUGUUUCUCUGAUGCUACUGUGAAUGAAUCGGAUUGCAAUGCAACUUGAUAAAACCACACAUACCUGUCAUAUAUGCCUGCUAGACUGGCAAUAGUGCUAUGUUGGUUUUUCUCAGUCAUGCUUUGUAACAUGUGUCUGUUUCUCCUUUGCCAAUAAUGGAAAUACUUGUUUUACUGCUUCUAAAGAUUGAAUGAAUUAGAGUUGAGGAGCUUCCAGGAAAACUCAGUAUUCUUUUUUCAAUAUUAUGGAGUGUAUCAUAAAACAAGUUUUAACAUAUAUGUUAAAUAUAUUUCCCGGUGACCAUUACAUUAUUUAUGGAAUUCCAUGCAGUUUUUAAGAUUGGCAGAAGCUAAUUGAGACCAUUGCAACAUUGGAAAACUAGAUUUCAGAUGUCUGAUAUAAACAACUAAAUGUUGAUGAAAAGUGAUCCUGAAUCUGGAGUUGGCAUUUCAUAUAAUAGAAAUGCAUUUUCUCCAUUUCAGUUAUUUGUGUUUUGCUCAAAGCUUGUCAUAGACAUUCUAAAGGACAUGUAUGUUGUUAAAUAUCCAGAUCUUGUUUGUAUAAUCCUUGCAAAUAAUUUUCUGUUUUAUGUUGGUCUCAGACUUGCAGGAGAUGUAAUAAUUUUGCAGCAUAAUUGAGUUUGAUAUAUAUUUUUAAUUAGCCUAUAAAUAAAGAAGGUUGCAUCACUA
Messenger RNA from Hemicordylus capensis (graceful crag lizard), 5583 nucleotides. RefSeq names its product golgi associated PDZ and coiled-coil motif containing (gene GOPC). The record is from RefSeq and is a predicted model, not a curated record. NCBI's taxonomy places the organism in Eukaryota, Metazoa, Chordata, Lepidosauria, Squamata, Cordylidae. Gene Ontology annotation, biological process: negative regulation of protein localization to cell surface. Gene Ontology annotation, molecular function: transmembrane transporter binding. Bases 239 to 1636 code for a protein of 465 amino acids. Gene Ontology annotation, cellular component: membrane; Golgi apparatus; trans-Golgi network transport vesicle. The transcript has 9 exons.